AUGAGCGGAAAAGUACUCGUCUCCGCAGUUUCCCUGAUCCUCGUGGUGGGGGUUGCCAUCGGCACCGUGGUGGUGGUUCACAAGCAGAAUGGUGACUCUGGUCAGAUCUCUUCCCAUCAGAAUGCGGUGGCGCAAAUGUGCCAGAACACCGACGACCCGAAGUUUUGCCAACAAGUUCUCGGCCAUGUGAACGACACCUCUGACCCAAAGGCGUUCCUAACGGCGGUAGUGGAAGCAACCACCAACAGCGUCAUCAAGGCCUUCAAUAUGAGCGACAGGCUCAGUGUGGAUCAUGGCAAUGGCGAGAAAGGCCUUAAGAUGGCCCUUGAUGACUGCAAGGACUUGCUCCAGUUCGCCAUGGACAGUCUUCAAUCGUCUACCGACUUGUUGCGUAACGAUAUCAAAACUGUGACCGACCAAACCCCUGACUUCAGGAACUGGCUUUCCGCCGUCAUCUCCUACCAGCAGGCCUGCAUGGAUGGCUUUGACGAUAACAACGACGGCGAGAAGCAGGUCAAGUCACAGUUACAAGAGCAGGCAUUAGACGGCGUGGGGAAGAUCACUGGUAUAGCCCUUGACAUUGUCGCUGAUCUGGCCAAGAUCCUCGACAAGUUUGGGUUGAAGUUGGACUUGAAACCUGCAUCCCGCCGCCUUAUGGAAGUGGACAGCGAAGGUUAUCCUACCUGGUUCUCUGCUUCCGACCGUAAGCUCCUGCAGAAGAUGCACAGGGGACACCAUGUGAAACCCAAUGUCGUGGUGGCUAAGGAUGGCAGUGGAAACUUCAAGACCAUUGCAGAGGCCAUUGCCUCCUAUCCCAAAAAAGGUGCAAACGGCAGAUACGUGAUCUUCGUCAAGGCAGGCGUAUACCAGGAGUACAUCAUCGUUCCCAAAAAUGCAGUGAAUAUCCUUAUGUAUGGUGAGGGCGCAGGUAAAACUGUCAUCACCGGAAACAAAAACUUUGUUGAUGGGGUCAAGACAAUGCAAACAGCUACCUUUGCCAACACUGCAAAUGGGUUCAUCGCCAAGUACAUGUCAUUUGUGAACAGCGCCGGACCUGAGAAGCACCAAGCAGUGGCACUGAGGAACCAAGGAGACAUGUCGGCUUUCUUCGAUUGCGCCAUCGUGGGAAACCAAGACACCCUGUACGCUCAAACCAAUCGUCAAUUCUACAAGAACUGCGACAUAUCUGGUACUAUUGACUUCAUCUUUGGGGUGUCACCAACACUGAUCCAGAGCUCUAGAAUCAUUCUAAGGAAGCCAUUGGACAACCAAUUCAACACAGUGACGGCAGACGGCACAGCCCAAAAGAACAUGCCCACCGGAAUUGUGAUCCAAAACUGCGAUAUCGUGCCGGAGCCAGCUCUGUUCCCCCUCAGGUUCCAAUUGAAGUCAUACUUGGGAAGGCCAUGGAAGGCUUACUCCAAGACAGUGGUGAUGGAAUCCAGAAUCGGUGAUGUUAUUCAUCCCGAUGGAUGGAUUCCUUGGGAGGGAAGCAUGUACCUCGACACCUUGUACUAUGCUGAGUACAACAACGAAGGACCCGGUGCUAAUGUUCAGGGAAGGGUCAAGUGGCCAGGUUACAAGGGCCUGAUCAGCAAGAACGAAGCUCUCCAAUUCACAGCAGGCCAAUUCCUGCAAGGUGGACCCACCUCCAACACUGCGGUUUGGCUCAAGGCUCUUCACGUUCCUUAUGACAUUGGCCUCACCAAGCCUUGA
Neltuma alba is the source of this 1716-nucleotide messenger RNA. Its product is annotated as pectinesterase-like. Gene Ontology annotation, biological process: cell wall modification. The record is from RefSeq and is a predicted model, not a curated record. Bases 1 to 1716 code for a protein of 571 amino acids. The transcript is spliced from 2 exons. Gene Ontology annotation, molecular function: enzyme inhibitor activity; pectinesterase activity. Lineage: Eukaryota; Viridiplantae; Streptophyta; Magnoliopsida; Fabales; Fabaceae.